Messenger RNA from Neurospora tetrasperma FGSC 2508, 834 nucleotides. RefSeq lists its product as uncharacterized. The record is from RefSeq and is a predicted model, not a curated record. Lineage: Eukaryota; Fungi; Ascomycota; Sordariomycetes; Sordariales; Sordariaceae. Bases 1 to 834 code for a protein of 277 amino acids. The transcript has 4 exons.
AUGUGUGCGGUCCGAGAUUCGAACUCGGGUCCUUUUACAGCCGGCUGGACUUCAGGUCAUCCUAACGGGCUAGAAACCCCAGACGUGACCUCUCGGUCUGCUGAACCUGCUCGAGUCGGCUUGCACUUCUUCAUUCAAAAUCCCCGUCAUCUCCUGGUGUUCUUCCAUUUCUCUUCCUCCAAGUGCUCCAACACAUCCCCUUACCUCCCCUCACCUCACCCUCAACACAAUGCCACCUACACCCAAGUGGUAAAACCGACAUCGACUGUCCGGUCCGACGGAAUUCUUCUUCGCCUUGACGAGAUAACACGAGACGGAGGGGGGGCAGCAGCAGCAAUCUCUGUCAAACCAGAGUGCUGCCCCCUCUUCAUGUCCUCCGUUUGGAACCUUGGGCACGCCAACGGGCGCCCUCCAGGGCACCCAGCAACUUCAGAGUCCGCCCCCGGGUGUUUGUGCGCCGCCCCAGAUCUCCGCUGCUUCUCCCAAGAACGCCGUCCCGUGUCGCCUUGUCUUUCUCCAGGAUUUUCUCUCCAAUUGUUCUUCGUCAAGGGAUUUGAAUUGUACUCAUUCCAAUUACAAGACCCAACCUUGGUCCGCUCGACCCAGAGCUUCUCGCCGUCUACCGCCCCUGCGGACUUUUACGAGUCCUACACCGACCCUGCCAUCCUCCCUUCUUGGCUCCAACAACAGCAGAAGCAAGCUCAAGCCUCAAAAGUCGUGGCGCCGCAAUGCACACGCCAUCACUGGUUGAUUGCUACGUCUAUCGACCACAGGUUGUUCAUAGACCCAAUGAAGACACCACUCGAAUCCAUACUCCUGGCCCUGGAUCAGUGA